AUGGAAAAGUCUCGUUGUUUCUUUGUCAAAACGGCGAAUAUGGCUUUUAAAUAUUUUCUUCUUUUAGCGUUUUUCUUCAUUUCAGCUCAUGGAACAUCUGAACAAUUUGCGUGUAAUGCACAAGAUGUGAUCUUCAUCUUUGACACGAAAACCUCGCCUCGAUCACUCGACGAUUGGAGAGCUUUAGCUGGCGACUUCUUGGACAAGUUCAACAUGCGCGCUGAUGGGACGUCGAUUUAUGCUCGCUUUGCCGCUAUUCAAUUCGGAUGGGAUACGGCUCACCCAUCAACCAGCUGGUACACCUCACCAUUUCCUUCACAGGAUAAUGCUUCGAUCGUUUUCCGUUUCGACGACUACUAUGCGCGUAGCGACGUAAAACGAGUGAUUGACGCCAAUGUGGAUGAAAAUUUGGCUCCGAACACCGCUAUUGGAGGAGCUCUCGUCGACGCGACAAACAUCUUCACGAAUCAACUCCAGAACAAUCGAACCCCCGUGAUCAUUCUUUUCACCAAUGGGCUUGCCGGGGAAACCGAUCAAAGUGAGGCGCUUUCGCAAGCCUCGAUUUUGAGGGGUUUACUUCAAGUCGACAUUUGGGUUGUACUUGCUCAGGAUGUAACGUCUUCGCCCGACUACUUUGGCCUUCAACUCACCGGGAACAAAACUAAUCAACUCUUUAACUCGACGAGUGACGCCUAUAGCACUGAUGGUAUCUUUUCGGCGUUCGGCAAAAAGUACCCGUGUGCGACCCCAACUUCUCCACCGGUGACCGAGGUGUGCCCUUGCACGAUCAACAAAUCGUGGAACGAUGUGAUGAUUUUGGCGGACGGAAGCGAUAAUAUGGGGAACGAUCGUUUCACACAGAUGUGGGGUUUCAUUGUAUCAGCGCUGGGCGAAGCGACUAUCGGACAGCAGAUCGCCUAUCAAACGAGAGUCGGUGUGGUGGUGUACGGGAAUAAUGCAACUCUAUUCGCUCCUCUCAACAAAUAUCAGUCAACGGAUCAGUUCCUCUCAGAAAUGUGGCCAUUCAAGAACGAACAAGGCACGAAUAUUCUGGCUGCUGUACUACUAGCUGUGGACGAAUUCAAAAGAACCGGGCGUCCAAAGUCGAGAAAAGUGAUGAUCAUAGGCGCAAGCACGUACAGAGAAGGUUCUUAUAAACUUCCAUUGAAUGACAUUGAGACGUUUCAGCGGAAUCAAGGAGUUGUGAUUGUUAUCGAUGACGGUAAUGCGAAUGGUCAGGGUUCCGAUCUUCUCCAACAAAUGGCUUCAAAGGGUUUCUACAUUGACGCCACACAAGGAGCACCCGACUUCGUCGUUUUGCAGAAACUUCUUUGCAAUGCCAAUUGUUUCUGUCCGGGACAGGGUCAAGAUGAUGGGUACUAUCCAGUGAGCGAAGAUAAUCAAGCCUGGCCGUCGGGUGGAUGCUUUUGGGACUCCACGUUGACGUCAAUCAAAACGGUGGCUGACACGAUUUGCCGUAACACACAAGCGGCCAACGGAUCGCUUGGACAACCGAAAACCCAGCUUCAGCAACGAACAGUCAUUCAAUUUAACACAAACGUCUCCCCAGCGAAACCUCCAUUCUUUAUUGGGCUCACCCGACAAAGCGGGAAUUGGAUUUGGGCCGAUGGGAGCUAUUACGAUGCAAAUGUUAGUGGUGAAAUCAUCGAUAAGGGUGGCGAUUGCGCGGUGGUGCAACAACAAAGCGGAUUCAAUGUGAACAUCACGAGUCAAGGCUGCACGGCUGGGGCUUAUUACACGUGCCAAACGAGACCUUGCACCACGGAUUUUUAUUGUGUC
Messenger RNA from Mesorhabditis belari, 1800 nucleotides. The record is from the annotation of a GenBank genome assembly. NCBI's taxonomy places the organism in Eukaryota, Metazoa, Nematoda, Chromadorea, Rhabditida, Rhabditidae.